AUGGGCCUACCAGACGCAGACAUUUUCCCUCACGCCACUGGCAAGGCGUCCGAGGUGGUGGCAAAGCACAAGUCAGAAGUUGGACCGGAAGGAAUCAAGUUCUACGCGGGUUGGUUCUGUCCCUACGUGCAAAAAACAUGGAUCGCCUUGCUAGAGAAGCAAAUUCCAUUUCAAUACAUCGAGAUUAAUCCUUAUCACAAGGAUCCUUCCUUCCUGGCAAUCAACCCCAAAGGUCUGGUGCCGGCGAUCGAGUCCCAAGGAUCGACGUUGGCCGAGUCCAACAUCCUAAUCGAGUUCCUCGAAGACUUUGCUGAUGGGAGCAAUAGCAAGUCGAGCAGGAAGCUGUUGCCCGCUGCACCCCAAGCUAAAGCUGUGGCCAGGAUGCACAUCGAUCAGAUCAGCAAGAAGAUCGUGCCUGCUUGGUUCAGGACCAUCCAGGCCCAAGACUCGCAAGCACAGGCGCAGGGAAGGAAGGAUUACACGGAUGCCCUCAAAGAAUGGGCUACGUAUAUCGAUGACAACAAGCUCCACAAUGGUCCUUUCCAUGGAGGAGACGAGCUUGAUGCGGUCGAUAUCAACCUUGCUCCCUUUGUUGCUCGCGAGUACCGUGAGUGUCUCACCGAGUCAAGCUUGUGCGCUCUCUUCAAGAGAAGAAUCGCCCCCUGACAUGAGUAUUGUGCCUCGCAAAUCCUCGCACCCUACCUCAACACCAGUCAUCGAGAAGCAUCGCGGCGGACCGAUCACAGCAGAGGAAACGGGCGAGACGUAUCAAAUAUGGCGCAAGGCGAUCCUCUCUCAUCCUUCAGUCGUCAGCACGACGAGCGACAAGGAGAAUUACGAGCCUAUUUAUGGACGUUAUCUUCGGGACGAGGUGCGUUUUGCCGCUUUCUCUCACCUCUCGAGUUUCGAAUCAUUCUCGAGAUUGCUGACCUCGCGAUCCUUCCUCUCGCCUUGACUUUCGUCUGUAGGCGCAGAGCGAGGCCGCGAAAGCUACAAGAGGUGGUCGAGCAAUUCCUUAG
Molecule: messenger RNA, 1019 nt
Organism: Ceraceosorus bombacis
Lineage: Eukaryota; Fungi; Basidiomycota; Exobasidiomycetes; Ceraceosorales; Ceraceosoraceae
Source: the annotation of a GenBank genome assembly